Jaculus jaculus (lesser Egyptian jerboa) is the source of this 1489-nucleotide messenger RNA. It is a transcript of the gene Clec1a, whose product is annotated as C-type lectin domain family 1 member A. The record is from RefSeq and is a predicted model, not a curated record. The transcript is spliced from 6 exons. The coding region runs from base 92 to 880 and encodes 262 amino acids. Lineage: Eukaryota; Metazoa; Chordata; Mammalia; Rodentia; Dipodidae.
GGACAUCAGGAAUGCGGGCUUCCUGAGCCCCGACUGACUAUGACAAGCUGCCUGAAGCCAUCUGACGUCUCCCGAGCCGGCAGGAGUCAGCAUGCAGGCGAAACACAGCAGCGCCAGGGACAUGCUGGAGGACGACGCGGACACGGCCACCAGCCUGUAUUCCCGAGCCUCCACCGCCCUGCAGGCAGAGUCCGGGCGCUCAGAUGCCCGGACCCCAUCAUCAGCUUGGCGUCCCGUGGCGCUCACCCUGUUGACCUUGUGCUUGGUGCUGCUGGUGGGCCUGGUGGUCCUGGGCCUUCUGUUUUUUCAGUUCUACCACCUCUCCAAUACUCAGCAAGACAGCAUCUCCCAGCAGGAAGAAAGUCUACGGAACCUCUCCCGACAGCUGCGGUCACUGCAAGUCCAGAACGAGGAGCUUGCAGAAAGACUGUGUCGUGAGCUCUACAACAGAAGCGGAGAACACAGGUGCAGCCCUUGCCCAGAAAAAUGGAAGUGGCAUGGGGAUAAAUGCUACCAAUUUUACAAGGAGAGUAAAAGUUGGCAAGGCUGUGAAUACUUAUGCAUUGCUGAAAAUUCCACCAUGCUGAAGAUAAACUCCCAAGAAAAGCUGGACUUUGCCAUGCCUCACAGCUACUCGGAGUUUUUCUACUCGUACUGGACGGGGCUUUCCCGCAACAGCAGCGGCAAGGCCUGGCUGUGGACGGAUGGAACCCCGCGCUCCUCGGAACUGUUUGAGAUUAUGAUAGAUGCUUCCACCUCAAGGCACAGGGACUGUGUGACCAUCCUCAACGGGAGAGCGUUCUCGAAGGACUGCAGGGAGCUGCGGCGGUGCGCCUGUGAGAAGAAGGCGGGCAGCGUGGUCGCCGAACAUCUCCUCUAGACUCCACGGCGCAUCAGGAGGGACCCAGGCAUCCAGGCUGCAUGACCAGCAAGAGCUUGAGCCCCGUUGAGGCCCAUGCAAGGGCUGCUUGAGACCUUGGCAAGUGGCAAACAUUCAGGACAGGGAGGUUAUCACUGACAUGCGGGGCUGUCCUGUUUCCUACACAGGCUCAUGCUUUUAGGAGCUUUGGUUGGAGCAGUACAUGUUUACCAGUCAUAAAAACUCUUCUCCGUGGGCCGCCAACAAACCCCAGAAACCAAGGAGGUCGUCUUCUUGACUCACAGAUGAUCUUCAGCUAUCUUCCUGCCCAGCGUCAUUACCAUCUCGGCUCCUAUGUCUCCGCGACAUUUGGGAAAGUGAGAAACUUACUGAAACAAAGAAACGAAGGAGUAGCAAGCUCUGGGUGAUGGUGUGUGCUGCCCGUCAUCCCAGCCCUAGGGAGGCGGGAGAUCUGGAGUUCAAGGUCAGCUCUGCUACGCUGGAAGAUCAAGGGUACAUAAGACCCUUCUCUCAAAGAACAAAAACUGAAAUGAUAGCAACAAGACCAAAAGAUGUUGUUGCAGUCAGGUUCACAUUGUUGGCAGAAAUCACCCAACCAAGAGCAGCUUU